CAGGGGGUUUCAAGGGGGAGUCUGGGUGGCUCACCCCGUCCGCUACCAGCGGACAGACCCCGCCAGACGCGGGCAAGACUCCGGUCGUCAGCCACCACCAUCACCGCCUCUCGCUCCCUGCUGCUGCUGCAGGAGGACUCAGCCGCUCUCUUCCCACUCAACCCGCACCUCCGGGGACAAAGUCGUUCCCAGGGAUGGCAUCGACUCUUCCACCCAAGGAUAGAUACUGGGCUGUAUGGCUCGCCUUCUUCGUCCUUGGUGUAGGAACUCUGCUGCCAUGGAACUUCUUCAUCACCGCCAACAAGUAUUUCGAGGAGCGGUUGGCCGGCGAGGUGGAGGCGCGGGGGGGCAACUCCAGCGAGGGCCCCAGGCCGCUGGCGCCGCUGCAGAGGAGUUUCAGCAACGCGAUGACGCUGUGCGCCAUGGUGCCCAUGCUCGUGUUCACCUGCCUCACGUCCUUCCUGCACGCCAGGGUGCCACAGAGAGUGCGUGUCCUCUCCGGCCUCGUCGCCAUCCUCCUCCUCUUCGUGGUCACGGCAGCCCUGGUGCGCGUCGCCUCGCUCGACUCCCGCCCGUCGCUCUUCUUCUCCAUCACCAUGGCCUGCAUCGUCCUCAUCAACUCGUUUGGCGCGGUGCUGCAGGCCAGCCUGUUUGGCCUCGUGGGGCUGCUGCCCGUGCCCUACACCACGGCGCUCAUGAGCGGCCAGGGCAUCGCCGGGGUCUUCGCCGCACUCUCCAUGAUCUCCGCCAUGAUUUGGGCACAGGAGGAGCGAGACAGCGUGUUUGGAUACUUUGUGACCGCGUGUGUGGUCACGCUGGUGGCCAUCGUGGCUUACCUGUCCCUGUCUCACCUGGCAUUUGCCAGGUAUUACCUGACCCCCUGCCGAGACCUUGAUGGAAAUCCCGGACUCAUCUCACCAGAUGAGAGGGACCGGGACGGCCUCUCCGGCGUCGGCGUCAUGAUGGUGGAGGAGCCUUCGCCCGCGAGCCGCUCCGCUCUCAAGAUGUCCGUCAUGCAGGUCUUCUUCAAGAUCUGGCCCAUGGCGAUCUGCGUGUGUCUCGUGUACACGGUGACACUCGCGGUCUUUCCAGCCGUGACGGCGGGAGUCCAAUCCUCCAGCCAGGAUCCCACGUGGCGCCGGUUCUUCGUGCCCGUGUGGUGCUUCUUGUUCUUCAACAUCCUCGACUGGGCCGGGCGAAGCGCCACGGCUGUCUUCAUGAUUUCGAGCAGCUGGCUGCCACCCGUGCUCGUGUGCGCUCGCUCGCUCUUCAUCCCGCUCUUCAUGCUGUGCAACGCGAGCCCCGACAGCCGCUCCCUCCCGGUGCUCUUCCACCACGACGCCGCCUACAUCGUCUUCAUGACCCUCUUCGCCUUCAGCAACGGAUACCUGGCCAGCCUUUUCGUGUGCUUCGGAACAAUGCGGCUGAGCGGACCCGACUCGGAGACGGCGGGGACGGUGAUGAUGUUCUUCCUCUCGCUGGGGCUCGCCCUCGGUGCUGCCUCAUCCUUCGUCUUCCGAGCAUUGCUCUGAGCAGGCAGAGGAGGAAGAGGGGCAGAGGGAGGUUUGGGCGUGGGGCCGAGGGGUGGAGGAGGAGGAAGCGAUGAAGACACCGCAGAUGCAAUGUGUACCCCAGGUCCAUUGCGUUCGGUUAAAUUAGUGAAUAUCAUAAUUAUCACACCAUAGCUUGUUCAGUAUUAUUUCAAGUAUUGCUUCAAGAGUUGAAAGCACGUUUUAAGUACCGUGUCAGCAUUACUUAGGUGUACCGAAAGGUACAUGUUAGCCUUUUCGAGAUGUCUGUUAGUCAAGCCGUGUCGUAUUCCAUUUCCUCUGAGGAUCGACCAGCUUAGUCUGAAUGCUUCGCUUACGUUUUGAAAUCCUAUUGUUUGUUUGACAUUACGCCCUCAAGCAGAUCGCUGCAGAGUGCCUUUUUUUUACAGAGUCAUUUUAAGAGCUCACCACAGGCGGAUGCUCCACAUCUGAGCCGGCGGUGCUUCCGUGAAGAGAAGCAACUGUGACCCAGGAAGAAGGGCUUGAGUGCAACAGAGCAAUCACCAUGCGAGACACCGAGCAAGACAACGGUGAACAUCUGUACCUGGACAGAUGGACGGAUGGACGAUUAGAUGACCAUCAGGGCGGACACGAAUCCGCUCGACCGAGUGUCCAGAGUCGUUGUGCCGCACCUUUGCGAGCCAACCAAAGGAUGUCAAAUAUAAAAUGUGCUCUUCUAACUUAGGCGAUGUCGGUUUUUAUAUCAUGUUGGGAAGAGAGAGGGAAACAGCUGUAAUGUGGAGCCUGGCUGCUUAACCCAUGAUCAUCGACAUUAUCAACAAGGAGAGAAACUUGCUCGCUCUGUCAUCUCACCAGCUCACAUUACCGGCUGAGCUUGAAGCAAGGCGAUUACGAGCUGGAAAAUGAAAACAUACCAAAGGACACUUGCUACCGAGCUCUGUUGAGCCACUCGCCAUUUAACGGCCAUAUGACCUUUACUCGUUCAUUCUUUCGGUAAAG
Messenger RNA from Lethenteron reissneri (Far Eastern brook lamprey), 2510 nucleotides. It is a transcript of the gene SLC29A1, whose product is annotated as solute carrier family 29 member 1 (Augustine blood group). Gene Ontology annotation, cellular component: plasma membrane. NCBI's taxonomy places the organism in Eukaryota, Metazoa, Chordata, Hyperoartia, Petromyzontiformes, Petromyzontidae. The record is from RefSeq and is a predicted model, not a curated record. Gene Ontology annotation, biological process: uridine transmembrane transport. Gene Ontology annotation, molecular function: nucleoside transmembrane transporter activity.